This is a messenger RNA of Nannochloropsis gaditana CCMP526, 165 nucleotides long. RefSeq lists its product as uncharacterized. The transcript has a single exon. The annotation marks the transcript as partial. The record is from RefSeq and is a predicted model, not a curated record.
AUGCAGGACAUGGACGCACAAGGGCGGGCGGCAGCCCGGGAGUGGGAGCUUUCGGAGCGCGGUGGGAAGGAGGCACAAGAUCGAUUGACGUAUUUAAAAAAUGCGGUCUAUCGCUACCUCCGGUCCCCGCCAGAGGCAGGAAGCGAACGCGCUGCCCUCGUGCCG